UGAUUCCUGAAACACCUGCUGAACUGAGGCUGAUUUUGGAGUAGGAUUAAACUGUGGUACAGACUGGGUCAUGGAACCGCCAGAUGUACCAACGUGGUCAGCUCUCCCUGGCUUUUUCUUGGGUAGUUCGGAGUUAGGAUGUUAACAAAGAUGACCAUCUUUGUUCUAACCUUUGCCUUCAUGGACAUAAAGAUUGAAUGGGUGGUAGUGACUGUUUCCCCCUUGCUUGUGGGCAAGCAGUAGUCAAAUGCCUGGAGGAGCAUAUUUCUUGAUAUUCUGUGUUGGGGCAAAUGCAGCUUCUUGAAUAUCCUUUCCCUUUGACUUCACCCUAGCAGACCUACAGUCAUUUUUGCCUAGAAGUACCUAUGAACUGAGCUGCAUAAUGUGUUCGGUCCCGUUGCAUUUAAGCAAUGAAGUAUGUUAUUUAGGAGGUUGUUAAUUCCCUCAUUUUAUCUAGGUUGGGGGCCGAGGUGGUGAAUCAGAGACUCUUGGAAAUGGGUAAGUUAAAUGUUCACAAAGCUUCAGAUAAAGAGAGGUGGGGGUGGGGAAUUCUGUUAAGGAAGAGCUGCUUGGGCAUUUGGCUAAGGAAUGUUUAUACACAGUGAUAAAUAGUUUACCCUUUGACCUUUCCCUUUUCAGGGACAAGCAAGCACCAUGGUUAAGCAGAGAGACUAAAAGGGUAACAUUAAGGGAAGCAAACAGGAAACAUGUAAUCCGUGUGGCCCUGUAUGGGUCUCAGCGACGUCCUUAACAUUGGCUCUAGGAGAAUGGGCUGGUCGUCUUCCGAGCAGCGAGCUGGCCAGGUCCCUUAGCUUUCCUUGUGGACUUCUGGGCCAGUUAGGUUCCAGGUGCACAUUUCAUAGUGUCGUAUCCUCAUCUUUUCUAAAACAGCUCUUUUUUCUUUUUCUUCCCUUACAGUUUUCUAACUGCCUGAAAGUUCUGCGAUUACUGUGGUGGAUGCAGCUGGACAUCAACCUGGGUUGUGGACUGAGGCUUGGAUGCUGGUCUCGGUUUCAUCACUGUAGACCUGGGUAAUUUAAUAAGGUGUGUUAGUGUGUAGUUGGCUGGGAAUAAUAACCAAUGACUUGUAGUACUUUGUACAUGGUAUCCAUUGAAGAGUAUAAAUCUAUAAAAUGGAACCAGGUCUUUUGAAAAUGACUUACAUGUAUCACAAAUAUACAGAACUAUUGUCACACAUUAUCAAAAUCUCUUAUGGCUCAGACCUGGGAGUCUAUAAAGAUGGUGCCAUUGUUUUAUGUGUGUCCUGCUCCAAACCUGUUAGGAGAUAAUGAAAUGUGUGGUUUGCUAAGAGGUAAGCAAAUGAGUCAUGCUAAGAUUUCCCUCCUUUUUCAAAGCUUUAAAAUACAUAGACCUGCAGUAAGCAUUUAACCUAGUAAUUAAGAUACCUGAAUCCUUUGGUGGGCAUUGUGGCACAGCAAGUUAAGCCAAAGCUUGGGACCUCUCCAUUCUUAUUAGAGUGCAUGGAAUUAAGUCCCACCUUCGCUAUGAAUCCAACUUCCUGAUAAUGUGCCUGGGAGGUAGCAGAUGAUGGCUCAAGUGCUUGGGUUCCUGCCACCCAUGUUCUUGGCUCCUGGCUUUGGCCUGGCCUGCCCUAGCCCUGGGUUCUGCAGGCUUUUAGGAGUGAACCAAUGGAUGGAAGAUCUCAGUCUGUCUCUGUCUGUCACUCUGCCUUUCAAAAACAAAAACAACAACAACAACAACAACAACAAAAAACAAAAAACAAAAAAACAACUUGCAUCCCACAUUGGAGUACCUGGGUUCAUUUCCUGCCUGCGGCUUCUGAUUACAGCUUCCUGCCAAUGCAGACCCUGAAAAGCAGUAGUGAUGAGGCUCAAGUAAUUGGACUCCUACCACCCACAUGGGAGACCCAGAUGGGAUUUGGUUCCUGGCUCUGAUGUUGCCCAGCACUGGCUGUUAAAGGCAUUUAGGGAAUGAACUAGUAGAUGGGAGUGUAGUAUCUGUCUCUCUUUCUGACCUGCAAAAAAGAUAAAGAAUAAAUAUACACAUACCCUAGCUGUUACAGGCAUUUAGGGAAUAAACCAGCCCCUGGGUGGGAGCAUGUGUGUACUUGCUCUCUUUCUGUGACCCUCCAAAAAGAGAGGGAAAGAAUAUGUACUUAUACACCUCAAACAGAGAAGAUGAUGUUUAUGUUUCUGAAUUAUCACUAUGCUCUAAGUGCCUAUCAUUUAAGACAGUGGAGUAGGGCUGGUGUUGUGGUGAAGUGGGUUAAACCGCCACCUGCAACACUUGCAUCUCAUAUGGGCGCCAAUCUGAGUCCCUGCUGUUCGACUUCCAGUCCAGCUCUCUGCUCAUGCAACUGGAAAAGCAGCAGAAGAUGGUCCAAGUCCCUGGGCCCCUACUACCCAAGUGGGAGACCUGGAAGAAGUUCCUGGCUCCUGGCCCAGCUCCAGUCAUUGAAGCCAUUUGGAGAGUGAACCAACAGAUGGAAGAGCUCUGUCUCUCCCUCCUCUCUAUAACUCUGCCUUUCAAAUGAAUGAAUCUUAAAAAAAAAAAAAAAAAAAAAUGGAUCAGUUGCAUACAGAAAACCAUAAUCUUUAUGGACAAAACAAUGGUAAGGAAAAAAAGCUUUUGAGAUGGGUUCAGGCUUUAAAGAAAGUCUACAGAUUACUUGGAUUUUCUCAGGUUUCUGAUGUCCUUUAUCUGCUCUGGGUUGCUGUCCAGGACACCACGUCACAUGUAGUUGUCUUAUCUCCUCAGGCUCCUUUUGAUUGUGAGUUUCCCAGGUUCCAUGUUUUUGGUGACCUUGAGAGCUUUGACGAGUGCUAGUCAUAUAUUCUGUAGACUGCCUCAAUUGGGACUUGUCAAAUGUUUUCCCUAUGAUUAGAUGAGGUGUUUGGUUUUUUUUGUUUUUUUGGUUUUUUUUUUUUAGAUUUAUUUAUUUGAAAAGCAGGGUGAUAGAGACAAAGAAUAAGAUCUUCAGUCUGCUCAUUCAGUCCCCAAAUGCCCGCUGAAGCCAGAAGCCAAGAACUCCAUCCAGGUCACCCAUGUGGGUGGCAGGGACCCAAGAAGAUUUGAGCCAUCAUGCACUGCCUUCCCAGGCCCAUUAGCCGGAAGCUGGAUUGGAAGGGGAGAAGGUGGGGCUCCAACUGCCAUGCAUGUGGGAUUGGGGGAUCCCAAGUGGUGGCCUAACCUGCUGCAUCACAACACCCAGCCCUUUUGGGGAGGAAGAACACAGAGGGAAAGUGCCAUUCUGUCAUACUAUGUCAAGAGUGUGUACUGUCAGCGUGACUUAACACUGCCGGUGCUGACCUUGAUCUGCCUUGGAGUGGUUUAUCCGGUUUCUCCACUGUGGACUCUUUGGAAGGAAGCCACAGUGUGCGUCACGUUCUGCCUCUGUGAGCAUGGAGAAUCUGUGUGAAUGAUUAGAGGUUCUGCAUGGGAGAUUUGUCUCGCCUGCCUUUACAUGUUUAUUGAGUUAUUUGUAUCUAUCUGUGUAGGUAAUGGGAAAUGUACUUUAUACUUUGGAUUGUGUUCCAGUAAUCUUUAUCUCUUGCUCGAAUUGUUCUGGCUUCGGUUAUUGAGAACUUUUCACUUGGUUCCUGUGUCCCUUCGACAUGUUCCUGUCAUUUUGAUAUUUUGGUUUUUGAUCAUUUCCUUGCUUUCAUAGAGGUAAAAGAAGAGCUACCCUUCACCCUCUGAAGAUUUGUUGGCAUUAACUGACUGUAGAUAGAUUAAUAGGAGAAAUGGUAAACAAAUUUAACCUAAUGUGCUUGGCUGGAUAGCAAUCACAGUUGUGUGGUUAUCCAGUAACCUGGUGAGGUCCAAAUGCUUAUGAAUUCUUCAGAGGGAGAGGGAAAUGGGGAAUGUGUCCAUUUUGAGGGGCAGUAAAUGAUUGUAGUGAGUGCCUGGGCCCAGUGCUUAGACCAUAGUUUAUAGAUGAUUCUAUGGAAUUGAGUGGGCCUAGGAAACAGGCAAUCACUUGUGACAGAAUCUGUCUGGGGGUGGUUAUAUCCUUUAAUCUUAUGCAGAUACGAGUUUGUUUCCUGAAGCUCAGGGACAAGACCAAAGGUGGUGGUUUUCUUUGGUGGUCCAUCCUUUAGGCAGAUGCGAGGAUGUCAGAACAAGUAUCUUCCUCCAUCUGCUGCUAUCUGAGGGCCUUUUAUUUAAAAUCAUCAGCAAACCAGGGCACCAUAUUUUGGUGGAAUUCACUUUCUGGCACUAUAAAGGUGCUCUGGAGUUAUUUUGUAUGAAUUUAGUUCCUUCAAAAACUUUUUUCCCGGAAUGAUACUAGAAACCAAGUUCUGAGCACUGAGUAUGCUUGUUGCCGCUGAGCAUCCUGCUUCUAGUGCCUCCCAGCAGACACAGCAAGGAGAUACGUAUGUGUAUACCAGCCUGUGGGCAUUCUCAUGUCUGAGAAUGCUUGUGCAAGCAUAGGUAUGUGUCCUUCUAUUUAUUAAGCUAGACAUGAGUUUCUACUGCUGUCUGCAAGUCUGAUCUAGUGACGUGGGUCAUGCUGGCCUUCUCUCUUGUCUGAAACCAACAAUGAGAAAUCUUGUAUCCAUCAUCCCAUUUACUUAAUUGUUCAAUUCUAGUAUGCAUUGUUAAAUUGUUAAGCCAUGCAUUUGGGAUAAAACUUUAUCAUCUUUAUCAUCCAGAGUACAGUACCACAUAGAGUUACUUCCUUUUUGCUGUCAUUCUCACCAAUUCCCCUCCUUUCCAAAAUUACUUAGAUCUGCAACUUUUUGCUCUGUCCCCUUCAGUGAGACUAUCUUAGCCAUUUAUGAUAUGGUCAGAUUCUUUGGUCACAGUCUACAUUGCAUACCCAACUAUACAUGUGAUUUGUUUUAAAAUUCACAGGCAUUGAAGUUCAGUCUCUGUGCGAUGCAGUUCUGUGGGCUUUAGCAAGUGUGUCACGUAGGUGCCAUUUCAGUCUUUUUUUUUAUUAUUUUUUUUUAUUUUUAUUUUUUUGACAGGCAGAGUGGACAGUGAGAGAGAGAGAGACAAAGGUCUUCCUUUUGCCGUUGGUUCACCCUCCAAUGGCCGCCGCGGCCGGUGUGCUGCGGCCGGUGCACCACGCUGAUCCGAUGGCAGGAGCCAGGAGCCAGGUGCUUUUCCUGGUCUCCCAUGGGGUGCAGGGCCCAAGCACCUGGGCCAUCCUCCACUGCACUCCCGGGCCACAGCAGAGAGCUGGCCUGGAAGAGGGGCAACCGGGACAGAAUCCGGCGCCCCGACCGGGACUAGAACCCGGUGUGCCGGCGUCGCUAGGCGGAGGAUUAGCCUAGUGAGCCGCUGCGCCGGCCGCCAUUUCAGUCUUGUACAGAACAGUUGCACUGCCUUGAAAAUGCCCCAUGCUUCACGUUUCUGUCUCCAGAUCCCUGGCAGCCAUCGGUCUCUUAACUGUCUCUGUUGUUUUGCUUUUUCCCCAUCUGUAGGGAUGGCCACACACCUUUCCUUGUUGAUCUCAUUAAUUUUUCAUUCUCAUCAUGACCACUGAGGUAGCCAUGAACUCUUUACACAUGUGAAAUUGAACCUGUGUCUUCUGUGAAGGCAGAGCUGGAGUGGGAACCCAUGGCCUGUGCACCUUUCACUGUGCUGCCUGGGGCGUUGGUCCACUUCUCCAGCUUAGAUCCUGUUUCCUCUGUGCUUUGCCUCCUGUUCAUGAGAGCCUGUGUUGCACAUGGUUGAGCAUGGACUCCGGAGUCAGACCACCUGCAUUCAGAUCACUGUCUGCCAUGUAUCAGCCAGGCCCGGGACCUGUAUACCUCCAUCUGUAAGAUGGGGAGAAUGAGAGUUAUUGGGGGAAUUAAUAUUAGAGGUCACCUAGUAAACAUAUAAAUGUUUGCCCAAAAUAGGCAAUUUUAAAAAAUUUAUUCAUUUUUUAAAAUUUAUUUGAGAGGGGCCAGUAUUGUGGUGCAGUGGGUUAAUCUGCCACCUUUGACAUUGGCAUUUCAUAUGAAUGCUCAUUUGAGUCCCAGUUGCUCCAUUUCCCAAUCCAGAUCCCUGCUGAUGCACCUGGGAAAGCAGCACAAGAUGGCUUAGGUCCGUGCCACCCACAUGGGAGACCUGGAUGGAAUUCCAGGCUCCUGGCUUCAGCCUGGGCCAGCCUUGGCCAUUGUGGCCAUUUGGGAAGUAAACCAGCAGAUGGAAGUCUCUUUCUGUCUCCCUAUAUCUCUGAGCUCUGCCUUUCAAACAAAUAAUUAAAUAAAUUUAAAAAAAAAUAAAUUUAUCUGAGAGAGAGAGAGUGAGAACUCUCCCGCUGGUUCGCUGCUGAAAUGCCCCAGAUGGCCAGGGCUGGGUCAGACCAAAGCCAGGACCUAGGAACUCAUUCCAAGUCUCCCAUGUAGGUGGCAUAAUCACAAUUACUUGGCACAGUCCCAUGACAGCUGCCUCCUAGUGUCUGCACUAGCGGGACAUUGGAGCAAAGAGCCGGUAUUGAACCCAAGCACUCCAGUGUGGAACGCAGGCAUCCUAACUGGCACCUUAACCACAGAUGCUUAGCCCGGCUCACUCCAGCAGGCGAAUAUUGUUGGACUACUACUUCUAUGCUCAGUACUUUUUAAGGAAAGCAAAUGUUUAAGAUCUUUGACCAUGUUGGUUAAGGUGGCGUUCUGUGGAAACAGAGAUGUGUACAGAGUUUCAUUUCUUAUGUGGAAGAUCUGGGCCAAAUGGGCAAUACACUUGAGCUGUCACUUGUCAGUGUCAGCCCUCCAAUGGGUAUUUGUAAGCAAAAUCCCAGUGCUAAUUAUGGCUGACACCCAGAGAUUCUUGAAUAGGCACACAGAACUUCCAGUAAAGUGAAGAAUUCCAAGAGUUGGAUUGUAGUAAUCAGAAAAGGAAUGGUAAAAUAAUAUAGUUAUUUUUGUCAUGAGUGCAGUGCUGGAACUGAGCUGGGUGACUCCAGAUGCACAUGAUCUUUAUAAUCAGUAAACUCUGGGUUUAGUCAGCGAGACUCAGACCUGGAAUGAAGAUGCUAAUGUACUGAGAUUAAAAAUGGAGUGAUGUCACAGGUAAAAACCCUCUGAUGUCGUUUUCCUGUGUAAGUGUCCAAAGGCUAUGCCUGUCUGACUCACACAAGCCACCAUGUCAUUGCAGAGCGCUCUGGUAAUGGCUUUGUGUUCUUUUGUCCACUGGCCAUUGUAACCACUUAGUCCUGUGUUGAGUAAGUCAGUGCCAGUUGAUGCCAAGCAGCACUGCAGUGGUCGCGUGCAUGUUACAUGGGGGAAUUAAGACAAGGAACAUUACCUCAGGUGGGUCAGGACCUGCCCUGGAACACUGUCCUCAGCCAGAGCAAGGGAGGGCGUAGCAGGCCUGUUUCAGAACACCUCCAAUUAUAGCUGGUUUGGGGACCUGAAGGGUAACUUUUGUUUGCUUGUGUAAUGAGGGAAAGGAGCUAAAGUUAAAGUCAUUGUCUGAGGGGCAGCAGAGUUGAAAAUGUUGGGUUGGGGUUUCUCAGUAUGGGAGAUGGGUUUGUGUCUGAGUAAAGUAUCGGGAGUGAUUUUCACCAAGUAGCCCCUGCACUGCAGGCUAAGCUGGGCUCUAAUGGCGCAUGCCCAUCAGGGCUGGGCAGGCAGCACGGCCUGGGGAGUCAGUGGCUUCUGUGGGGCAGCUUGGGAAGGACCCUUUCCAGGCAGCCAUCCCAUAAUUGUUUUGAUUGAUGGGAUUGUGCAGUAGAAAGGCAGAGGAGUGGGGGAUGCUAAGGUGACCAGAAUUUUUUUCUAGGAGUCUCUUGUCUUGGAAAGACAUGCAGGUGACAUGUAGGAGCAAGAAACCCCAGACUUCUGUUAACAUCUGGAGAGUUGCUCGUUUCAGGGAACAUUUGAUUUGUAUUUGGGUUUCCUCAGUUGUGUUUUUCCUUCACUGGAAAUACCCUACUGAAGCGAUUGUCUCUUUAUUUAGCUUUCUAGGUAGUUGGUUGAAAUUCUUAACAAUAACCCAAACAGGUAUUGUGUGGAGAAAGAAUAAUUCGAGAGCCAAUGUUAUGUGCUGGGUAAGAGCUGGGCCUUGGAUUCAAGGUCCAGGAUUGAUUCCUGGCCGUGCCGUUUACAAGCUUUGUGAUUUUGAGUAGGACACUACUUAACCUUUCUGGCCUCGGUUUUCUCAUCUAUAAAAUGGGAGUUGUAGCUGUCCUGUCUGUGUUAGCUGCUAUUAGCACUGUUGUUCCUGAAUCUGUUGGCCACCCAGUGACUGUGGUUGCAAGGUUGAUUGUCCCUGCCACUGACCCUUUGUGGGCCCUCAUAUCAAGUUUGAGCAGUGAGGUGAGUGAGUGAACCAAACGUCUCGGCGGCAGGAGAGGUUUCCCACCUGUAACUUAAAACUUUCCUCUCUAGCAGCAGCUUCCCAGUGAAUCCUGGGGACCUCACUUCCUUCUUUCUCAUGCAUAUUUUCCUUCUCGGAGUCACUACCUGGGAAAUAAAGGUCUUCUGUCUUAACGUUGUGAGUAGAUAAACCUUUAUUGAUGGUUUCCCAUUAACUAGAGUCUGUUAGCUGAGAGUCCUGAUCUGCCACAAACAGGGCAAUGUGUGGGCUUCACGAUGAAGACAGACCUGCGGGGAAGCAGAGACUCAAAACUGUGUCUCUGGCUUGAGGAGAAAAAGGAUUAACGAGAAAACCCUGGGACUGGAAAUUUGCAGAGCAGCUCAGCCGGUUGAAAGUUGGCUUUGUUCAGUGCCCAACUUCUCAGAUUUUCCUCGGCUGAGUGGGCUUGGUGGAGCACUGGCUUGAGAGUUGCUUAGCAACGAGAGCGUGUGGCCCCCGGUUCUCAAAUAGGCCAGCAAUCGGUCAGUCCCGUGCCUCCCCCUCCAGCAGCCCUCUGCUACUACCACAGCCUCUAUUAACAAUCAAGUGUGCGCGGGGGAGGGGCCAGAGCGAGGGGCGAGGUUUAAUCAUUGAACCAAGCAGGCUGUAAGUAUUUAGUCUGCAGCACCCAGCUCCCCAGGAAGUCUGCCAGGCCGGGCUGUGAGUGUGCGGUUCACGGGGACCUGGGAGUAAGCUCUGCUGGGAAAUCUCUGCCUGUCUUGGGAGAAGCCAUCGUUGGGGAAGAUGUUUGCGGUGCAUUUGAUGGCGUUUUACUUCACCAAGCUGAAGGAGGACCAGAUCAAGAAGGUGGACAGGUUCCUGUAUCACAUGCGGCUCUCUGACGAGACCCUAUUGGACAUCAUGGCGCGGUUCCAGGUUGAGAUGGAAAAGGGCCUGGCAAAGGACAGCAACCCCACAGCCUCGGUGAAGAUGCUGCCCACCUUUGUCAGGGCCAUUCCGGAUGGCUCAGAAAACGGGGAGUUCCUCGCUCUGGAUCUUGGAGGCUCCAAGUUUCGCGUCUUGAAGGUGCAGGUCUCCGCAGAGGGGAAGCGCAGUGUCCAGAUGGAGAGUCAGUUCUACCCCACGCCCAACGAGAUCACCCGUGGGAACGGCUCCGAGCUGUUUGAGUACGUAGCUGACUGUCUGGCCGAUUUCAUGAAGACCAAAGAGCUGAUGCACAAGAAGCUGCCGCUCGGCUUCACCUUCUCUUUUCCCUGCAGACAGACCAAGCUGGAGGAGGGCGUCCUACUUUCAUGGACCAAGAAAUUCAAGGCACGUGGCGUCCAGGACACGGAUGUAGUGAGCCGCUUGACCCAAGCCUGUGAAAAACAUCAGGACAUGGAUGUCGACAUCCUGGCCUUGGUCAAUGACACCGUGGGGACCAUGAUGACGUGUGCCUACGACGACCCCUACUGCGAAGUUGGAGUCAUCAUCGGCACUGGCACCAACGCGUGCUAUAUGGAGGACAUGAGCAACAUCGACCUGGUGGAGGGCGACGAGGGCAGGAUGUGCAUCAACACGGAGUGGGGGGCCUUCGGUGACGACGGCGCCCUGGAAGACAUCCGCACUGAGUUUGACAGGGAGCUGGACCUUGGCUCGCUCAACCCGGGGAAGCAGCUGUUUGAAAAGAUGAUCAGCGGCCUGUACCUGGGGGAGCUCGUCAGGCUCAUCUUGCUGAAGAUGGCCAAGACUGGCCUCCUGUUUGGUGGCCAGAAGUCCUCUGCUCUCCACACCAAGGGCAAGAUCGAAACACAGCACGUGGCUGCCAUGGAGAGGUAUAAAGAAGGCCUGGCCAAUACAAGAGAGAUCCUGGUGGAUCUGGGCCUGGAGCCAUCCGAGGCCGACUGCAUUGCCGUCCAGCAUGUCUGCACCAUCGUCUCCUUCCGCUCGGCCAACCUCUGUGCUGCUGCCCUGGCGGCCAUCCUGACCCGCCUCCGGGAGAACAAGAGGCUGACACGGCUCCGGACCACUGUGGGCAUGGACGGCACGCUCUACAAGAUCCACCCCCAGUACCCCAAACGCCUGCACAAAGUAGUGCGGAAACUGGUCCCCAACUGUGAUGUCCGCUUCCUCCUGUCAGAGAGUGGCAGCACCAAGGGGGCCGCCAUGGUGACCGCGGUGGCCUCCCGCGUGCAGGCCCAGCGGAAGCAGAUCGACGAGGUGCUGGCUCUGUUCCGGCUGACCCUCGAGCAGCUUGUGGGUGUGCAGGACAGGAUGCGGGCUGAGCUCGAGUUUGGGCUGAAGAAGAAGACCCACCCUCUGGCCACGGUCAAGAUGCUGCCCACCUACGUCUGCGGGAUGCCCGAUGGCACAGAGAAAGGGAAAUUCCUCGCCCUGGACCUGGGGGGCACCAACUUCCGAGUCCUCCUGGUGAAGAUCAGAAGCGGGCGGAGGUCGGUGCGGAUGUACAACAAGAUCUUCGCCAUCCCACUGGAGAUCAUGCAGGGCACUGGCGAGGAGCUGUUUGACCACAUCGUGCAGUGCAUCGCCGACUUCCUGGAGUACAUGGGCCUCAAGGGAGCCCGGCUACCUCUGGGCUUCACGUUCUCGUUUCCCUGCAGGCAGGCGAGCAUCGACAAGGGAACACUCAUAGGAUGGACCAAAGGCUUUAAGGCCACCGACUGUGAAGGGGAGGACGUGGUGGACAUGCUCAGGGAAGCUAUCAAGAGGAGAAAUGAGUUUGACCUGGACAUAGUUGCGGUUGUCAAUGACACAGUGGGAACCAUGAUGACCUGUGGCUAUGAAGAUCCCAACUGUGAGAUUGGCCUGAUUGCAGGAACAGGCAGCAACAUGUGCUACAUGGAGGAGAUGCGGAACAUCGAGCUGGUGGAAGGGGACGAAGGGAAGAUGUGCAUCAACACAGAGUGGGGAGGCUUUGGAGACAACGGCUGCCUGGAUGACAUCCGGACCCAGUACGACAAGGAGGUGGAUGAGGGCUCCUUGAAUCCCGGCAAACAGAGGUAUGAGAAGAUGACCAGUGGGAUGUACCUGGGCGAGAUUGUGCGGCAGAUCCUGAUCGGCCUCACCAAGCAGGGCCUCCUCUUCCGAGGGCAGAUUUCAGAGCGGCUCCGGACCAGGGGCAUCUUCGAGACCAAGUUCCUGUCCCAGAUUGAAAGCGACCGCCUGGCCCUUCUCCAGGUGCGGAGGAUCCUGCAGCAGCUGGGCCUGGACAGCACGUGCGAGGACAGCAUUGUGGUGAAGGAGGUGUGCGGCGUCGUGUCCCGGCGGGCAGCCCAGCUCUGUGGUGCCGGCCUGGCUGCCAUCGUGGAAAAGAGGAGGGAAGACCAGGGGCUGGAGCGCCUGAGGAUCACCGUGGGUGUGGAUGGCACCCUGUACAAGCUACACCCCCACUUUUCUCGGAUAUUGCAGGAGACUGUGAAGGAGUUGGCUCCUCGAUGCGAGGUGACUUUCAUGCUGUCAGAGGAUGGCAGUGGGAAGGGAGCAGCUCUCAUCACCGCUGUGGCCAAGCGGUUGCAGCAGCCGCGGAAGGAGAACUAGGAGCCCUGCCUUGGGCCUGAUGCACCUGCCAUCCCGACCAGCCUUUCCUCCGGCAGAGGAGCUGCCCGCGGACCAUUGGGCCGACUCCCGGCUGGCUUCACCCCAUGGACGGCCGAAAGAGAACCCCAGGUUCUCGGGUGCUCUUAGUGUCUUGUUACUUGCUUUACAUCUCUCUCUCGUGUACUUGGGCCAACUUAGGAAAUCAAAGGGUCUAGCUCACGAGAGCCCCUUUCAGCAGAUUUUUCAGCUGAAGCCUGAGCUGUCAGCCCUGUGUGGCUCUGGGUCCUGUGGCUGCUGAACUUGGAAACGUGUCCAGAAUCUGGCCAUGUGGCCUGGCUGGCUGAGGCCCUGCCGUGAUGUGUAAGCUGCCGCUUUUUCUGAUUGGGCCCUCAACUGUGGAUGAACAUUGAGAGGGAGAGGGACUCAGUGUAAGGUGUCUUUAACUUGUCAAGUCGACAUCCAAGUGAAGGAGGAGCCUUUGAGUGUCCAGCCCCAGGAAGCCCAGGGCUUGGUUGCCAUGGGGCCCUGCAGGAAUUCCUGUCAUGCUUCAGGCAAGCCAUGUCAGCGCCCUGUGGGGUUUUCUUCCUUCCUGAGUGUGUGACGGAGCGGGGUGUUGUCCGGGGCAUCUGUUUGCCAUUUCACAUGUGGCUUGUGUGGCUGCUGUUGGUAGUUGUUUUAAGGACUGCAAGGUAUAUGAAAUCCAGUAAAUGAAUAAAAAUACUUGAUUUCCUAAGAAGCUUGA
Messenger RNA from Oryctolagus cuniculus (rabbit), 12517 nucleotides. Lineage: Eukaryota; Metazoa; Chordata; Mammalia; Lagomorpha; Leporidae. The record is from RefSeq and is a predicted model, not a curated record.